AUGUCGCAGCAGAGGUCACUGUUUGUCUGUCUGAAAAGCAGAGAACCACGUGGAAGGGACCUGAAGAGGAACAAAAAGAACAGCCCCGCCUUCGAAAGAGAAGCUCCUGUCUGCUCCUCCCUUUACAUCCUCCAGUCUCCUUCCUCCAUACAAACACACACACUCCCCUCCACCUCCUCCUCUCCUUUAUUAGCUCCCACGGCCUCACAGCAGCCUCACUUAUCAUUUCCACUCAGAGCGUCCACCCUCCCUCCCGCAAUGGAUCUUCACAUCCCGGCACACUCCCGCCUCAUGGCCCAGGAGAAACAACAGAUGCUGGAACUCAACCGCCGCUUGCAGAGUUACCUGGGACGGGUCAAGCUCCUGGAGGAGGAGAACUCACAGCUAGCCCAGGAGAUCAAAGCCCUGCGACAUGGACACCACGGUGGAGCCGUGAAAGAGAGGAACUUGAAGAUAGAUCUCCAUCGGGCUAGAGAGGAGCUGGAAGAAGUCUGGAGACAGAGGGCCUACGCUCAGAUGGAGGUCUGCAAGCUGAACGAGGAGAUGGAGAUAGUGAAGUGGCACUGGCAGAAGGAGGUCCGGGCUCGAGAGGAGAUUGGGUCGAAGAUGGAGCUGAGCAGGAAGGAGCUGGAAGAGGAGCUCGGCGCUCAUAUGUGGCUCAGGGACAGGAUCAACCAGCUAGAACAAGAAAUGGACCACCUGCUUCACACCCACGAGCAGGACGUGGCCCACCUGAAUGCCACUCUGAUCCAAUCUGCGCCACCUUGCUUUACCCCGAUGCCCGACCUGCAUCAGCUGGAGCAGGAGCUUAGCCAGCGGGCCUCCAUGGCCUGGCAGGAGACGGCAGAAGCCUACCAGGCCCAGCUGGACCAACUCCAAGAGAGUCUGAAGGAAACAACAACCCGUUUGGACCAGACAGAGCGUCACAAGAACGAGUACACAGUCCAGCUGAACGCCCUGGAGAGAGAGCGGAUCUGUGAAGUGGACGUUAGGAGGCAACUGGAGGAGACCGCGGAGCAACAAAGGGAAGAACACAGGCAGCAUGUGCAUGCACUUCAGGAGCACCUGGAUGACCUGGAGAAUGAGAAGCAGCAUCUAGGUCAGAAGUUGGAGCUUCUCCUGCAGGAGAACCGAGGUUUGCUUCAGCAGAAGAUGUCAAUGGGCCUGGAGGUAGUCACCUACAGAGCUCUGCUGGACAGUGAGAGCCUGCGGCGGAACGACGUCGCUCUAAUGAAAGACUCCAGAAAUAUUUCCUUUAAAGACAUGUCAGUGAAGCCUUUACGAGGGAAUUACCAGCGACCCGCUCGCCGUGAGAACGCCACGUCAGUCUGGAGACCACAGACUACUUCUACGACACCUUUGAGGAGCAAGUUCAUAACCGUCAACCAAGUUCAGAGAGAUGAAGUUAAAACAACGAAUGUGGACAAACAACCUUAUCCUAAAAUAGUACAAAAUGGAGCUGUUGAGGAGUUCCGAGCGCAAGAAGUGGAUGAGAAAGUGACAUACGCAGAACCUUUGUCUUCUCCAAGUCAGGAGGAACCUGAAGAACGUCCUGCUGAAGUUGUUGAAGAGGAAAAUAGUGGGAAAAGUGUGGAAACAGUAGUCCAUUCAGGAGCUCCACCAAGUGAAGAACUAGGGUCAUUGAUCAUAGAAAGCAAGAAUAAGAUAAAUCAGAGCCAAUCAAGCACCCAGGAACCAAAAUUAGAACUUCUGGGAAUCAGGGAAGAAAACUUUGGUUCUUCAGAUGGGUUUGAUCAAGAGUUGCCAAGUGUUCCAGUUGAGGAAAAAGCAGUGGUUGACUUUCAACUAAGAUUAGGAGCUCCAAAAAGUGAAGAUCUAGGGUCACUUAUCAUAGAAGACAAAAAUGAGAUAAAUCAGAGCAAAUUGGGCACCCAGGAACCAAAAUCAGAACUUCUAGGAAUCACAGAAGAUAUAGUCAGUUCCUCAGUUGACUGGGAUCAAGAAUCAUCAGGUGUUCCAGUGGAGAAAAAAGCAGAGUUUGACCUUCAACUACAGUUUGGAGCACCUCCACUCAUGAAGGACAUUGCUCAAUCCCAAUCUGGCCUGCAAGAACUGACAUCAGACCUUCCAAAUACGAGCGAAGAAACCUUCAGUUCCUCUGCUGGGUAUGAUCAAGAACAGUCGCCAAGUGUUCUGGUGGCGCAAAAAGCAGCUGUCAACUUUCAACUACAGUCAGAAGCUCCGCCACCGAUUACGGAGACCGAUCGGCAACCAUUGGGCACCCAGGAACCAAAACCUGAAUUCAUGGAGACUUUCAUUAACACGACAAGUAUUCCGAGUGAGGCGUGGCUGGAGAAUGACAUGCAGGAGGAAAUGUCAAGUUCUGGAACAGAAGCAUUACUGGAAGCCACCCCAGAAUCCAGAACCGGCAGUUCGUCUUCCCAGUGUGAUGUGACUGAGAUCGGGCAGGAAAUAAACUACUCCACUUUGGGAACGACCAUGACGGAAGCAGUGGAUGUCUUGUAUCCGGAUGGUGAAGAGAUGGACACAUGGGACAGCGUGAUAGAAAAGAAAGUCCAAGUUGAGUCCAGUGAACCUCAAAUAGAAGUGGAAAGACAAUACGCGGAACCAGAGGAGGACAUCUCAACAAGAAGGUCUGAAAUGAGUCGCAAAGAAAUAAAAAAGGAAGAAGACCAAGCUUGGCGUCACUGUCAAGAACAUCCACCACCUCAUGAUGAUGAAGACUUUAACGACGAGGAUGAGGACUCCCAAAAUGUCUCGGUAUCGUGGAGGACGGAAUUAGAGAGCGAUAGUUAUGCUCAAGAGAACACGCUAGCAGACACACGACCGCUAAUCCGCUACACCAGUGAUGAAACGGAUGCAAACACGUUAGCCUCACAUGUGGAUGAGAGUGACAUCAGUGACGGUGAGCACGACGGGAAGACUGGAGAGACGGUUGGACCUGGUUGGAGUGAGAGCAAGGCAAAGAACUUUGGAACCAUGGAGGAUCUUUGUGAGGAAGUAGAAGAAGAGGUGCUAGAAUCAUCAUCUGGACUGAAGAAAGUGAGUGGGGUCCAUUUAGAAGAUCUACCAACCGAUGCGGAAGACGUGGAGCUUGAGACGGACAGACUUGUGGAGCAGGAAUUGGAGAACCUCUCCACAGACGGAUACGCGUCCCACUUUGCUCAAGCGCUGGCCAAUGAGAGGAAAGUUCUGCUGUCUGAAGAUGAUGAGGAGGAUCCUGAAUUGUUGACGAUGGUACAAAAAGUAAUUGCAGAAUCUGAUGUCCAAGUUGAGCGCAAGAAGGUCUUUCUGGAUUAUGUGCAGUGUGAGAGAGGGCAAGAGGUGGAAAAGGAGGAAGAAGUCAAGGAUGAAAUAAGAACGUUGGAAGGAGUCAUGAAAUCAGACAUUGAAGUGGAACGCGACCAGGAAUUUAAGGAAUCUGUGCAGCCUAAGGAAGAGGUGGAAGAGAAGGUCCAAGAUGAUAAAGAAGUCAUAAUUGAAUCUGCAAAUACAGAUGAAGAAGUGGAACAAAACCUGGAUUUGAUGGAACCUCAUUUGGACACUGUGGAUGAUGUGGAGAAGAUCCCAGAUGAAAUAAAAAGUAUAGAACAAGAAGAGCUCAACGAAGAAAACUUUUAUACAGAUCCUGAUGUCCAAGAAGAAGACAAUCUCAAAUUUGACGCCACCAUCCCGCCUCAUUCGGACACAACAGAUUAUAAAACAAAGAAAAUGGUGGGAGUAAAUCUAAAAUCACACAUGGAUUCUGAUCUCCAAACAAAAGACAACCUGGACCCUACGGAUUUUGGUCAGCUUCAGUUGGGCUCAAUGGAUGAUAAUCUGGAGAAGGUCAAGGAAGGACUGUUGAAACAAGAAGAGGUACAGGACAUGCACCUGCUCUCCUGCACUGAAUCUGAUCUCCAGGUGGAAAGCAAUCUGGAGCUGCAACCUCAGUUGGACACUCCAGAUUACGAGACAAAGAAGGUGGAAGUAAAUCUAAAAUCACACAUGGAUUCUGAUCUCCAAGCAAAAGACAACCUGGACCCCAUGGAUUUUGGUCAGCUUCAGUUGGACUCAACGGAUGAUAAUCUAGAGGAGGUCCAGGAAGGACUGUUGAAACAAGAAGAGGCACAGGAAGUGCACCUGUUGUCCUGCACUGAAUCUGAUCUCCAGGUGGAAAGCAAUCUGGAGCUCCAGCUUCAGUCUGACUCUCUAGAUGAUGACUCAUUGGAAGUUAUGAAGGAGAAAGAGGUCCAAGAUGAAAUGAUGACCACGGAACAAGAAGAAGCUGAUGAAGUCAACUCGCCAUCGUACACUGAUCUUGAUGUCCAAGUAGAAGACCUCAGAGAUUUCGUCCUACCUCAGGUGGACUCUCCGGAUGAUGAUCUCAGCAAGGUCCAGGAUGAAAUAUUGACUCAAGAAGAAGCACAGAAAGUUUACCUGUUGUCCUGCGAGGAAUCUGAGGUCCAAGAGAAACCCAAUCCUAACAUGCGGCCUCAGUCGGGCUCUCCAGAUAACAAGAAGAAAGACGAAGAUGAAUUAAUGACCGUGGGACAAGAAGAGACUAACAGAGUGAACUUGCCAUCCUGGACGGACCAUGUUGUCCAAGUAGAAGGAAAUCUUGACCUUGGAGCUCCUGUCCAGCCUCCAUUGGACUCUCUAGAUGUAAUUUUGACACAAGAAGUUGCCCCAAAGGUGAGCUUACCAGUCUGUAUAGAUGCUGAUGUCCAAUUUGAAGAAAAUCUAGAUGUCAGGGAUAUAAUUCGACCUCAGUUGGAGUCUCCGGAUGAUGAAAGAGUUAAAGACGGUUCAGAGUCUCCAGAGAAACAAGAGCUUGAUGUUUCAAUGGUGACUCAUGUGAGUGAGAGCUUUAGUGAGUUCCUCAGUGGGCCUUGCCUGGAAGAAGAACAAAAGCAUAUGGAGAUGCAACAGUCUGAACCUCAAAAUAAAGGUCUCCUCCAUCUGGAAGAAGAAUGGGCUGUCCUGGAGAACACCAUAGAAGAUGUUGAUGUUCAAUAUUCAGAAACCGAAGAAGAAUCUGUUGAUAGUCAAGUUGGCGAAGAAAGAGGUGAUGUCAAGGGUGCCGCCACAAUCGAAGAGGGACCUGUCAAGAUCUCCUUGAAAGAAACUGUCAUCUUUCCAGAGGAGGACUCCUCAACGAAAUUCCACCAAAGCAACGGCAAACACAAACGAGAUUUCUGGGCUUCGUCUUUGGAAGCGGCCGCUUACGGUUCAGACGUCAUCGCCACGGAAACAUCUGAGAUUCACGACGUGGAGUUCGGAGCAGAGCUUGACUGGGGGAAGGCUGUCAAUGGGAGUUCCGCCCACACAGGCACCGUCACAAAGGUGCAUUCUGAAGAUCUGGAAAUUAAGGGAGAACCCUGGUCUUCAGGGAAUGACUAA
This is a messenger RNA of Nerophis lumbriciformis (worm pipefish), 5364 nucleotides long. The record is from RefSeq and is a predicted model, not a curated record. NCBI's taxonomy places the organism in Eukaryota, Metazoa, Chordata, Actinopteri, Syngnathiformes, Syngnathidae.